AUGUUGAUUGCAAAGAGCUUGAAGAGCCAUAACAUCAGAGAGUCUCUCAUAAAACCAAAUCUGCUCCCUGCAACAGAACUCAUUCUGGGAAAAGACAGUGCAAACAAGCUCUCCCAGAUUUCACUAUCAGAUGAUACAGUCAAGGGAAGGAUCGACAACUUGUCUCAAGACACCAAAGAUCAAAUUCUUGACCAAGAAAGAGAUUCUCCUGUUUUUGCCAUCCAGUGUGACGAAACGACUGACAUCGCUCAGUGUUCUCAGCUUCUGGUAUUUGCUCGUUUUGUAUCAGGCAACUGUGUGAAAGAGGAAAUGUUGUCUGUCACCCUAUGGAUAGUUGUACAACAGCAGCAGCUAUUUUUCGAUGUAUCAAAUUUCUUUCAGGAAAACCAACUUCCGUGGGAUUCGCUAGUAGCAGUGGGCACUGAUGGAGCUCCAGCCAUGCUUGGUCUGCAGUCUGGAUUCAUUACUAAGGUGAGAGAAAAAAAAUCCAUCUGUUGUAGGUACACACUGCAUACUUCAUCGUGA
Messenger RNA from Octopus sinensis (East Asian common octopus), 525 nucleotides. RefSeq names its product protein ZBED8-like. The transcript has a single exon. The record is from RefSeq and is a predicted model, not a curated record. The coding region runs from base 1 to 525 and encodes 174 amino acids. Lineage: Eukaryota; Metazoa; Mollusca; Cephalopoda; Octopoda; Octopodidae.